Molecule: messenger RNA, 741 nt
Organism: Chaetura pelagica (chimney swift)
Lineage: Eukaryota; Metazoa; Chordata; Aves; Apodiformes; Apodidae
Product: angiopoietin-related protein 1-like
Exons: 3
Coding region: 1-741 (246 amino acids)
Source: RefSeq, a predicted model, not a curated record
AUGGAGAUCAGUAGCUACAUCUGGAAAUCACAAGAUGAUGGUGACAACCAUGAUCCUAUGACCCAUGUCCGACAGGCCCGAGACAUUGCCCACCACCCACCAGCAGGCCAUGGCUGGCCCAAGGACUGCAGCGAGAUGCCUCCUGGCAGCCACAGUGGUGUCUACAUCAUCCAGCCCAAAGGGCUGCACCACCUCGUGGUGUAUUGCGAGAUGAACGUGACCAACGGGGGCUGGACCGUCCUGCAGAGGAACCAGAGGGACACGCCGGUCACCUGGGCCGAGUCCUGGAGCACCUACCAGUACGGCUUCGGCAACGUGCGCAGCGAGUACUGGCUGGGCACCGAGUACAUCCACCAGAUCGCCAAGCAGAAGGUCUACCAGGUCAGGUUCGUCAUCCAGGACUCCACAGACAACAUCAACUUUGCAGACUACAACCUGUUCAGCGUGGAAGAUGAGUCCCAUGGGUACCGGCUGCGGCUGGGCUCCUACUCGGGCACGGCGGGGGACGCCAUGACCUCGGACAACCCCAACACCAUGCAUGACAACAUGAAGUUCUCCACAAAGGAUCGGGACCAGGACACCUACAGCAAGAACUGUGCCUACAGCUACGAGGGUGGGUGGUGGUUCUCUGCCUGUUACUCUGUGCGGCUGAAUUUCAAGGGCGGAAUGACCUGGGGCAACCUGUGCAAAGGGAACUGCAAAUCCUCCCUUAUCCUCAUCAAACCAGCUUCCUAUUGUUAG